AUGGCCCACCUGCGGGCCUCCGAAGUCCGGCAGCUGCUGCACAACAAGUUCGUGGUCAUCAUGGGGGACUCGAUCCAGCGCGCCGUGUACAAGGACCUGGUGCUCCUGCUCCAGAAGGACUGCCUGCUCUCUUCCCGGCAGCUGAAGGCCAAGGGCGAACUGAGCUUUGAGCACGACGUGCUGCUGGAGGGCGGCAGGAGGGGCCGUAUGCACAAUGGCACCCACUACCGCGAGGUGCGCCAGUUCCGCUCCGGCCACCACCUGGUGCGUUUCUACUUCCUCACGCGCGCGUACUCGCAGUACGUCGAGGACGUUCUGGAACAGCUGCGGGCCGGGGAGCACACCCCAGACGUGGUGGUCAUGAACUCCUGCCUCUGGGACCUCUCCAGGUACGGCCGCGACCGCGACAGCUACCGCGACUUCCGGAGGAGCUACUGCAGGGACCUGGGGAGCCUGUUCGGGCGCCUGGCCCGGGCCCUGCCGGAGAGCUGCCUGCUGGUGUGGAACACCACCAUGCCCGUGGCCCAGACCGUCUCGGGGGGCUUCCUUCCGCCCGGGCGCUGGCCCAGCUGCACCCGCCUGCGGGAGGACGUGCUGGAGGCCAACUUCUACAGCGCCACGGAGGCGGGCAGGCAUGGCUUCGACGUGCUGGACCUGCAUUUCCACUUCCGCCAUGCCGGGCAGCACCGGCAGCGAGAUGGCGUGCACUGGGACGAAUGGGCGCACCGACACCUCUCGAUGCUGCUUUUGGCCCACCUGGCGGGCGCUUGGGGCGUGGACCUCCCCUGUCGCGGACCCAUCAGGGAUGGCCCAGCCGGCAGACGUCCAGACCCCAGGGGCAGGAGGCAUCCCGGAGACAGCCGAGGUGACCCGACCUCUUCAGGGUCGCCACCCAGGCUCCCGUGCCCCCGCGCCCCUCGGCAACCUUACGUGCCCUAUUCCCAUUCUGGGCCGCCGUUUACGCCCCACCGCCAAGACACCUAUUUGCCUUCCGACCGGUCUUUACAGGGCCAGCAAUUCUCCAGCGACACCUUGGCGCGCCAAAUCGGAUACAGCAACGAAGCAAACGAGUCACAGCCGGGCCCCAUCCGCACAGGCUCUGCUCAGCACCAAGGCAGAGGGUCUUCCCCUUACCCUCCCCGGCGCCCCAGCAGGCCACACAGACACCAGCGAAGGCACACAAGUAGACGGACCUGA
This is a messenger RNA of Lemur catta (Ring-tailed lemur), 1197 nucleotides long. RefSeq names its product PC-esterase domain-containing protein 1B-like. The record is from RefSeq and is a predicted model, not a curated record. Lineage: Eukaryota; Metazoa; Chordata; Mammalia; Primates; Lemuridae. Bases 1 to 1197 code for a protein of 398 amino acids. The transcript has a single exon.